CAGAGUAUAAUAGAGAAAGAUGGUAAAGGACGAAAGGAGGAAGUGGUUACUAGGGAGUACAUUAUCAAUCUCCACAGGCGUCUCCAUAGCUGCACUUUCAAGAAGAAGGCACCCAAUGCCAUAAAAGAGAUCAGGAAGUUCUCAGAGAAAGCCAUGGGAACAAAAGAUGUAAGAGUUGAUGUGAAACUCAACAAGCAGAUAUGGAGCAAAGGAAUCAGAGGUCCCCCGAGGAGAAUCAGAGUGCGUGUUGCCCGCAAGAGGAACGAUGAUGAAGAUGCAAAGGAAGAGUUUUUCUCACUCGUCACUGUGGCUGAGAUCCCAGCUGAAGGUUUGUCUGGUUUGGGAACCAAAGUCAUCGAGGAAGACGAGUAAAAAACUUAUCUUACUAGUUACUACAAUAUAGCUUCUUUGUUUCAUCAUCCCGUUACAAUUUAUAUGAAAAGACAAAGACAACACUUCAUCAUUCAAACUAUAUAGUCACUUUCUUUGGCUUACCUGUUUAUUGAUUUAUAUGAUUUAUUCUAUGAACAUUGAACUU
Molecule: messenger RNA, 538 nt
Organism: Camelina sativa (false flax)
Lineage: Eukaryota; Viridiplantae; Streptophyta; Magnoliopsida; Brassicales; Brassicaceae
Source: RefSeq, a predicted model, not a curated record